CCUGUAUGCGUGACUGAGCUGUAUGCAAGAAGACCGUGCUCUGACUUACAUGCAAUUAUUUAGUGUGAAGCAAAUUUUUAACUUAUAAAACACAAAAUUGCAAAAGAAACUUGUCAAAACUAUGUCAACUAAAUCAUCAGUGGAUUUGCGGACAGAGUUAGCAGAGCUUGUGAAGCGUAAGGCUGAAAUAGCGGACACGCUAGCAAAUUUAGAACGACAGAUAUAUGCUUUUGAGGGAAGCUAUCUUGAGGAUACGCAACUGUAUGGGAAUAUUAUACGAGGCUGGGAUCGUUAUUUAGCAAGCAAUAAGAACACAAAUAGUAAGGCAGAUAAGCGCAACAGAAAGUUCAAAGAAGCAGAACGGCUGUUUUCCAAAUCGUCAAUCACAUCUGUUGCUGCUGUGAAUGGAAUACUGGAAAAUACACAAGACAAAAUUGAGCGGUACAGCGAGUCGGAAUCUCAAGCUGGUAACAGCGGGAGCGAGGACAAUUGCAGCUUUACAAAUUCAGUGUUAACGGCAGGCAAUAACAAAGAAACAAGUGGUAAAAAUCACACCUUGGUUCAAACAAGUUAUUCCCAGAAUAAUGGUACUCUAAGUAACGUAGACAACAGUAACGUUCAGUUUACUAAUGGGCCGAUGUCUAACGGAGGUAUAGAUCACGUAACUACCCCAGUCAAGGACAGCCAUACCAAUAGCAAAGAUUCUCACAAAAAUAGAUCGUCUUCAAGCAGUGCAAAAAAAAGUAAUAAUAAACGGUCCAGGCACAGAUGAAGUCUAUAACGCUUCCAAGGACAAUUCAUACUUUGCAGUUUAAAAUAACACAACAAACUGAAAAACGAACAACAAAGAACAAUAACCAUGUUUCGGAGUAUUUGAUGGAGAAUUUAAUCUGUCAUAUAUGAAUAUAAUCGACUAAUGUUAGUAUAAUUAAUUUCUAAACUGCACCGUCAAUUUUCUUUUUUGCGACUUCUCUUCAACAUAUGUGUGCGUAUUACGUUGGUCAUUAUGUGGGGAUCAGAAAAAUUUUCAUUGGGGCGCCCCCCAGAUCUGUUCCAAACCAUUAAAAAAAAAUCUGUGUAAAGUUUCAAGCCUCUACGUCAACUGGAACACGUGCCUCUAAGCUGUGUAAGCGUUGAAUGUAAAAUACAUGUAGUUUUUAGAACUAGUUAUUUCGUUUUGUAUGACUUUGGUAUAAAUUGAGGGACCUAUUUGAAACUUGGCAGAGUUGUUGCUUAUGAUAGGAACAAUCCUUGAAAAUUUCAAAAUCCUAUAAUUAUUAUUUCCUUAUAUACGAGCCUAAUAAAAGUGAUACUAUUAAGCUUGUAUAAAAAAAAAAUAUAUUUUAAAUUAAUAAAAUUGUGAAAUUUUCACGGUUUGUUUCUACUAUUAUAAGGAAAAACUCUGCCAAGUUUCAAAUUGAUCUCUGAAUUUAAACCAAAGUCAUACAAAAUGAAAGAACUGAUUAUAAAAACUAUAUGUAUUUUGCAUUUAAAACUUUCAGACGUUAGCGGCAUGUGUUCCAGUGAUGUAAAGGAUUGAAACGAGACAGAUUUUUUUUAAUGAUUUGGAACAGAUCUGAGGGCCUUCCAAUGAAAAUUUUUCCGAUUGCCAAAUAAGGAUCACCCUAGAGCAUAUAAUGUAUUCGAACAAACUGUAUUUUGGCUAUAAUUAAUAUUUUAAAAGGAGUCACGUUUAAACGUCUGACUGAAUAUUUUUAACAUCAUCUUGUAAUGUAAUAAAUUAAAUAAAAUGGAAUCAUGGUUUACAUAUA
Molecule: messenger RNA, 1772 nt
Organism: Neodiprion fabricii
Lineage: Eukaryota; Metazoa; Arthropoda; Insecta; Hymenoptera; Diprionidae
Gene: Eaf6
Product: chromatin modification-related protein MEAF6
Exons: 4
Coding region: 122-772 (216 amino acids)
Cellular component (GO): NuA4 histone acetyltransferase complex
Source: RefSeq, a predicted model, not a curated record